UCCCCCGAAAGCGGGAUGCGGGCUCGGGCGCCUGCUUCCCUUAGCAACGGGGAGGCCCUGCGCCGUAUCCAAGGGGCGGGGCCUCCGCCCGCCGCCCGCGCAGGCGCCGCGACGCACUUCCGGCUCCUUAAGGGAACGUGUCCCUGGGCGCCGCCGAGGCCGCCUCCGCCGGGCCGGAAGUGCGGACUGCGUUGGGGACUGGAGACGAUGGAGCAGGCCGAGGCGCGCAACGGGUGCGAGGCCGGCGACGCCUCGGCGGCCGGGGCGGCCGGGGCUCGGCCUCCCGCCACCCCGGAGGGCAUGGCGCUGGCCUACGGCAGCCUGGUGGUCAUGGCCCUGCUGCCCAUCUUCUUCGGGGCGCUGCGCUCCGUCUCCUGCGCGAAGGGGAAGAAUGCUUCGGAUAUGCCGGAGACCAUUACCAGCCGAGAUGCUGCCCGCUUUCCUAUUGUUGCCAGCUGCACCCUCUUAGGCCUCUAUCUCUUCUUCAAAAUAUUCUCUCAAGAAUACAUCAACCUGUUGCUCUCCAUGUAUUUCUUUGUCCUGGGGAUCCUUGCCCUCUCCCACACCAUCAGCCCCGUGAUGAACAAAUUCUUCCCGGUCAAUUUUCCCAACAAGCAGUACCAGCUUCUCUUCACUCAGGGCUCUGGGGAAAGUAAAGAAGAGAUUGUCAACUACGAGUUCGACACCAAGGACCUCGUGUGCCUGGCCAUGAGCAGCAUCGUUGGAGUCUGGUACCUGUUGAGAAAGCAUUGGAUUGCCAACAACCUCUUUGGCCUGGCCUUCUCUCUCAACGGGGUGGAGCUGCUGCAUUUGAACAAUGUCAGCACCGGCUGCAUCCUACUCGGGGUCUUCGUCUACGAUGUCUUCUGGGUCUUUGGCACCAACGUUAUGGUGACGGUCGCAAAGUCCUUUGAGGCGCCCAUAAAAUUGGUUUUCCCCCAAGAUCUUCUAGAGAGAGGCUUGGAGGCCGACAACUUUGCCAUGCUGGGCCUGGGGGACAUUGUCAUCCCAGGAAUCUUCAUUGCUUUGCUGCUGCGCUUUGACAUCAGCCUCAAGAGGAACACGCACACGUACUUCUACACCAGUUUCGUGGCUUAUAUUUUUGGGCUGGGCCUCACCAUCUUCAUCAUGCACAUCUUCAAACACGCCCAGCCUGCCCUGCUCUACCUGGUCCCGGCCUGCAUCGGCUUCCCUCUCCUGGUGGCCUUGGUGAAGGGAGAAGUGGCAGAGAUGUUCAGCUACGAGGAGAACUCUGCCCCCAAGGAGGUGCCCCCGGGAGAUGCCAAAGAAGGGAAGAAGGAGAAAUGACCUUGGGACGCUCA
Podarcis muralis (Common wall lizard) is the source of this 1322-nucleotide messenger RNA. RefSeq names its product histocompatibility minor 13 (gene HM13). The record is from RefSeq and is a predicted model, not a curated record. Lineage: Eukaryota; Metazoa; Chordata; Lepidosauria; Squamata; Lacertidae. Gene Ontology annotation, biological process: membrane protein proteolysis. Gene Ontology annotation, cellular component: membrane; lumenal side of endoplasmic reticulum membrane; cytoplasmic side of endoplasmic reticulum membrane. Gene Ontology annotation, molecular function: aspartic endopeptidase activity, intramembrane cleaving.